GGGAUUCCUCUGUUGCCCGUCCACUUCAGUUCAGUCCAGUCAUCAGUAGACUCCACCUCGGCUUUUCUUUCAACCUCAAAUUGAAACAAGGAAGUAACAAAUAUUCGCACCUUUUCUGUAAUUCAUGGAAAAACGCCCAAACCCUGUAAGGAGACGGAAACCGGAGGGGAGAGGGAAGAGUUUCCAGGUUCUCACCGAGUCUCUGCAGCGGGGGUGAGUGAGAAGCUGCGCCGGGGGAAGCGUCUCUUCACCUGGGGAGAGGUGGGACAACACCGCGCUACACGGGGAAGAUCCACACCUGUAAACUCCGUGCAAUGGGGAACAGGAGGACACAUUUAAAACGCAGUUUGAUCUGCAUCCUGGGGACGGCGGCCAUCUUCCUCAUCUAUCUCAGCUUUCGUGGCACAUGGAGUAACUGGCGUCCUGGACCUUUGUCAACGUAUCAUGUGGCCUAUCCACGAAACUACAAAUUCAUCAUGGACGACACGCCGACGUGUAGGACCAGGUCUCCUUUCCUGCUCAUGAUGGUCCCAGUCUCUCCCAGUGAUGUGGCGGCUCGGGACGCCAUCCGAAAGACAUGGGGAAGUGAGACGGUGGUUCAGGGUCAGGUGGUGGGGACGCUCUUCUUAGUGGGCCGGCCUGGAGGAGCUGAUGCUGACCAGCAGCAAGAGAAACUCAGUCAGGAGAAUCAUCAGCACCACGACCUGAUCCAGAGCGACUUCCUGGACAGCUACCGCAACCUGACCAUCAAGACCAUGGUCAUGCUGGAGUGGCUGGCUGCUCACUGCACCAACGCCGCGUACGUCCUGAAGAUUGACUCGGACAUGUUGGUCCAUGUCCCCAACUUGGUCAAACUGUUGCUGGAUCCCGGCACGGCCAAACAAAACUACAUGACAGGUUUGGUGUGGUGGCACAGCCCAGUUUUGAGAGACCCAUUAAAUAAGUUCUACCUCCCGACAGACAUUAUGGCUGAGCCGGAGUACCCCCCCUAUCCUCUGGGCAUGGGCUACGUCAUGUCCCUGGACCUUCCCGGCAAGAUUCUGCAGGUCUCUACUCAGAUUAAACCGAUCUUCAUUGAAGACGCCUACCUGGGGAUGUGUCUGAAGCUCCUGGGCAUUUCCCCCACCAACCCCCCGGAAAACACCAUGUUCAUCGUGGACCCCGUGCAUCCUCUGAGCACCUGCAGCCUCUCAAAGGUCAUCGCCGUGACCACCACCAGCAUCCCACAGAUGACAGGUUACUGGGAGACGAGCAGAGGACCAGACGCUGAAUGCUAAACUUCAGAUCAUGGUAGUUUAAACUGAAAGUAGUUUCUUGUGGGAGGUGGUGGGGCGACUCUACUUACGUUAUCACCUCAUUCCUGUUUUAGAAUUUAAUUUGAAGUUUAAAGUCUUUCUCAGUCUUGUGUAUCCGACCUACACAGCAGCUCCCACCUCUACAUCCUCGGGCAGGCGUCUGCUGCCGGUCUCAGAAAGCUGGUCGGAAACUAAAGGGACCAAAAUCAUCUGACAUCUGUCUCUGAGAGGAUCUGGAACGAUCUGUCCCCGAGGAUAUAAUGUCGGCUGACUCAAGUUUUUUUUUUGAGAGACCUCUCUGGUUUUACUUUAAUUUGAAUUUUCUAUGAGUCGUCGUUUUGAACUUUUUCAACCGCUGUCUUUAAAUUGACUGAAUUUGAGACGUCUUUUAGUUGCUGCCUCCUUUUUUUUCCUUUUUAGUAAAGAUGAUUGUUGUGUUUGCAGACAACUUGGAGGCAACUUCCCCCUUUGUUACACAGAAAGAUGUGUGUGUGGACAAGUGUCUCAGGUCGGACACGCAUCAGAACAUCAUGUGGAUUUAGAUACUGAACAUAAUAUCUGAUUCUCCUCAUUAGAGGUUGUCAAAGUGAGAUUUUGUCAGAGUUGUAGUAUAAUAGGCCAAAAUUAUUGAAAUAACACACCAAUAAAUAAAUAUAAAUAAAUGAAUACGAUUUAGUAAUUGA
Pleuronectes platessa (European plaice) is the source of this 1978-nucleotide messenger RNA. Its product is annotated as beta-1,3-galactosyltransferase 5. Gene Ontology annotation, cellular component: membrane. The transcript is spliced from 2 exons. The coding region runs from base 315 to 1277 and encodes 320 amino acids. Gene Ontology annotation, molecular function: N-acetyl-beta-D-glucosaminide beta-(1,3)-galactosyltransferase activity. NCBI's taxonomy places the organism in Eukaryota, Metazoa, Chordata, Actinopteri, Pleuronectiformes, Pleuronectidae. The record is from RefSeq and is a predicted model, not a curated record.